Mangifera indica (mango) is the source of this 492-nucleotide messenger RNA. Its product is annotated as histone H4. Gene Ontology annotation, molecular function: structural constituent of chromatin; DNA binding; protein heterodimerization activity. Gene Ontology annotation, biological process: nucleosome assembly. The record is from RefSeq and is a predicted model, not a curated record. The coding region runs from base 88 to 399 and encodes 103 amino acids. NCBI's taxonomy places the organism in Eukaryota, Viridiplantae, Streptophyta, Magnoliopsida, Sapindales, Anacardiaceae. Gene Ontology annotation, cellular component: nucleosome. The transcript has a single exon.
GCCUCAUCUUCUAUUAAACGCAACAAAUAAACAAGUGAAAGAGAAGAAACCGGCUAAUCGGCGUCUAACAAGGGAUUGGGAGCAAAAAUGUCAGGAAGAGGAAAGGGAGGCAAGGGAUUGGGAAAGGGAGGAGCUAAACGCCAUCGUAAGGUUCUCAGAGAUAACAUACAAGGCAUCACGAAACCGGCGAUUCGACGUCUGGCGAGACGUGGUGGAGUCAAGCGUAUCAGCGGCUUGAUAUACGAAGAGACUCGUGGCGUUCUCAAGAUCUUUUUGGAGAAUGUGAUAAGGGACGCCGUGACCUACACCGAGCAUGCUCGCCGGAAAACUGUCACCGCCAUGGAUGUCGUCUAUGCUUUGAAACGCCAGGGCCGUACUCUCUACGGGUUCGGUGGUUAGAGUUAGGGUUUGGUUUGUCGGUGUUUUAAUGUAAUUUGCAAUGAAAUUUAAGCAGGUAAUGAAUGUUUUUAUGGCAACUCACAAUUUAAAUUA